CUGGCAACGUCGCGAUUCCCUUAUGUAGAGAAACGAGUCACUUACCAUAGGUUACUUGAAGCACAUUUAUUCUAUCAAAGGCUGGAAGCUCCCUUCUGCUCUUCAAGUCAAUUUUCCGGCGAAAUUGUCCUAUAGCAGUCUGUCAGGGAUGGCAGAGAACGCCUCGCUUGUGGUCGAUCAAGCGAUCAACCUACUCGCCCUUGAUGGAGGGGUCAUUCGUGGUUUAUCUGAGCUGUUGAUUUUGAAUAAGAUAAUGCGUCGUGUCCAGCAUGAUCAGAAACUUCCUAAGCUUCCUCGGCCUUGCGAGUAUUUCUAUCUGAUCGGAGGAACAAGUACUGGAGGUCUUAUCGCGCUUAUGCUCGGCCGAUUGCGAAUAACGACGAAAGAGGCUCUCGAGACCUACAACGUUCUCGCGAGUGACAUAUUUUCAAAAGAGAAUAAGAAGUGGGGCGUUCAAGAUGGGACAUUCAAAGCUAGUACGCUUGAGAGGAAGGUGCAGGAGAUUGUUACAAAGAAAGGCCUGGGCGAGUUUAUGCUCGAUUCAUCUACAGAUAUUCCGAAGAACGCAAAAGCUUUUGUCUGUGCGAUGCCCGCGCGUAAUAUGGCACAUCCGCGACGGUUCAGAACGUAUACCAUCAGAUCGAACCCGAGUACGAACUGCCGAAUUUGGGAAGCGGCUCGCGCCACCACGGCAGCUCCUACGUUCUUUAAACGCAUCGAGAUCGGCGAGGAAGGUCAGGCCAAAGAAGAGUUCUUUGAUGGAGGGCUACGAUGCAACAAUCCGGUAGACGAAGUUUUGAAUGAAGCAAGGGACAUUUUCGGAAACAAUCGCCGGGUGAACUGUGUUGUGAGCAUCGGUACUGGUCAUACCGGAAUAAUCCGUUUGGCAAGGCCAGACGCGUUUCAAAAAGUCCUACCGACAAAACUGAUUGAAGUACUGAAGAAAAUUGCCACCGACUGCGAGGAAAAGGCAAAUGCUUUAAGUGCAAGAUUCAAAGAUCUCGAAAAAUUCUAUUACCGCUUUAAUAUAGUUCAUGGUGCAGAGAGCAUCUCACUAGAAGAAUGGGAGAAAAUGGGCGAGUUGACAGAGCAUACAAAUGCGUAUAUGUCGGAUGUCUCUGUUUCAAAGGCUCUUGACGAGGUAGUAGAGAUAUUGUGCAAGUCUGAGAGCCCCGGACUAACACUGGGAAGUAUUUGUUAG
This is a messenger RNA of Eremomyces bilateralis CBS 781.70, 1201 nucleotides long. RefSeq names its product FabD/lysophospholipase-like protein. Gene Ontology annotation, biological process: arachidonate metabolic process. Lineage: Eukaryota; Fungi; Ascomycota; Dothideomycetes; Eremomycetales; Eremomycetaceae. The record is from RefSeq and is a predicted model, not a curated record. Gene Ontology annotation, cellular component: membrane. The transcript is spliced from 3 exons. Bases 149 to 1201 code for a protein of 350 amino acids.